Messenger RNA from Macroventuria anomochaeta, 402 nucleotides. RefSeq lists its product as uncharacterized. Gene Ontology annotation, molecular function: serine-type endopeptidase activity. The record is from RefSeq and is a predicted model, not a curated record. Gene Ontology annotation, biological process: proteolysis. NCBI's taxonomy places the organism in Eukaryota, Fungi, Ascomycota, Dothideomycetes, Pleosporales, Didymellaceae. Bases 1 to 402 code for a protein of 133 amino acids. The transcript has 2 exons.
AUGUCUCUGGGUGGCCCUGGUUCCACUGUCUGGGACCGGGCUAUCACCGCUGCUUGGAACCGCAGUGUCCUUGCCGUCGCUGCAUCCGGCAACGAGAACAGCUUGGCUCCAACCGUUCGCCUGUUCGCUCACUCGAGGUCAUUCGCGUCGCUAACGUUCAGAGCAACGAUGUUCGUCUAUUAUGUCGGCUUAGUUCAACUCGGACUCUACGACUGCUACUUUGACUGGUACUUCGAUACCUCGCUCCACGUCGCUGGUCUCGUUAACUACCUGCAUAGUCUUGAGGGUCUAUCGAGCGCAGGGCCUAUCAAGGCGAGGGUGCUGGAGCUGGCUGCACCGAACAAGGUUACUGAUACCCAAGGCUCGGCGAACUUGCUGGCCUACACUGGUAACGGCCGAUAA